Molecule: messenger RNA, 4726 nt
Organism: Drosophila mojavensis
Lineage: Eukaryota; Metazoa; Arthropoda; Insecta; Diptera; Drosophilidae
Product: dynactin subunit 1
Exons: 4
Coding region: 155-4501 (1448 amino acids)
Source: RefSeq, a predicted model, not a curated record
GGGGUGGGGCAGACGAAAUAACGAAAUGACGAACGCAUCAGUUUUGCAGUGCAGUUUGGUGAGGGUUUGUUAACUGGGAUUAGGCACGCCAUCGCUCGAUAUAUAGCGGCGGGCCAAUGCGUUAAGCCAAAAUGACGUAAGCUCUCGCACGAAUAUGUCAACAGCUCAACCGAAACUUGGCCAGCGUGUACAAGUAGCGGGCAAGCAUCAACUUAGCGGCCGUGUCGCCUAUGUGGGGCGCACCACAUUCGCUGGCGGCCAGUGGUUCGGUAUUGUGCUGGACGAGCCGCGUGGCAAAAACAAUGGCACUGUCCAUGGCAGCACCUACUUCAAGUGUGCGCCCAACUGCGGCCUCUUUGUGCGUGCCCAGCAGCUGCAGCCGUUGCUAGGCUCGAGCCCCAUGGACGAACUCAAGCGCAAACAGGACAAUAAUCGCACAACGGAGAGCAUGCAACGUGAAACGAACAAACUGAAGCUGACCCACAGCAGGCAGCGCAGCAGGCAGACAGCAGCAGCAGCAGCAGCGGCAGCGGCAGAAGAACAGAGGGAGGCGAGCUCAUCAGCCGAGCGCUUGAGCAGAAGGCCACCAGAGAAUGCAACUUUUACCAUGACUACUUCCAAGACUUGGAUAACUUCCACACAGCUGCAACCACAAGCGCCACCAAAGGAACCAGAUCCAGAGCCAGAGCCAGCGCCUUUGGUGAAGCAGCAGAGGGCAAUGCAGCCUGAGUCUAUAACUUCCACACAGAUCGUUCAGCAGCAGAAGGAAACACAGAGUAAAUCAGCAGAGGCUCAGGCUCAGGCUCAAGCUAAGACUCCGGCUAAGGAUCAGGCUCAGGCUAAAUCUCAGGCUAGGGCUAAGGCUCAGGCUCAAGCCCAGCCCCAAGCUGAGGCUCAGACUCAGGCUCAAGCUCAGGGCGAGACUCAGUCCCAGGAACAAGCUGAGGAUCAAGCUCAAGCUAAGAGUCAGGCAAGGGCUAACGCUCAGGCUCAGGCUAAGGCUCAGUCCCAGCAACAGGCGCAGGCUCAGUCCCUGCAACAGGCUCAGCUUCAAGCUCAGGCUAAAUCCCAGGCUCAGGGCCAGCACCAAGCUGAGGCUCAAACCCAGUCACAAGUUCAGGCCCAGGCCCAGGCUGAGGCUCAGUCCCAGCUUCAGGAUCAGUCCCAGUCCCAGUCCCAGCCACAGCAACAGCCCCAGCUACAGUCUCAGUCUCAGGCAGCUCGAGCCCAGUUCGAGCGGGCCGCUGUCCAGUCAUCCGUAUUGACGCCACCGGCCAUGACCUGCAAUCAGCGACGCUCCACAUCCUAUACACAGCUGCGGCCGACGCGCAUCAGCCAGCCCAAGCCGACGACGGCACAGGCGCAGAGCACCACGGCGCAGCUGACGCUGGCCAUGCCCGUGCCGCUGGCGCUGGCGCCCAAGCGCAGCAAGACGAGCAUGAGCCCCACGAGCAGUGUGAAGCGGGUGGCGCCCGCUGCAUUUGUGGAGGCUGGAUUUCUGGAGAUUUUGCGGCCGCAGUUUACGCCGGGUCCGGCGCUGCGCACGCCCAGCACUGUGGCGCCACCUAUGGAGAGCGCCGAGCUGCGGCAGCUGCGCGAGGAGUUGCAGCUGCUGCGUGUGCAGCGGAGCGAGGACAAGCUGAAGCUGCUGGAGCUGGAGCGCAUCAAGAUCCACAACGAACAGCUGCUGGAGUUCAAGUCGCAGAUCAUGACGCAGCAGGUGCUGCUGCAGCGCGAGUUGCAGCGCUGCCGGCACGAGCAGCGCGAGUCGCUGGAGCUGACGGCCAAAUACAAGCGGGAGCUGGACGACGUGGCCGAGAGUGUGGAGCUGCUGACACUGGACAAGGAAAUGGCCGAGGAGCGUCUGGAGACGCUGCAAAUGGAGCUGGAGACGCUGCAGGAGCGCAACGAUGAGAUCAGCCUGGAUCUGGAAAUACUGCGUGCCGAGCAGGAGCAGGACCACAACGAAGACCAAUGCCUGGAGAAGACGGAGAAGCAAUCGACGAACACGACGACGCUGCAGUCGACGGGCGAGUUCCUGCGCCUCGAGCAAUAUAACCAGCGACUGCGAGAGACGGUGGUCCGACUGCGAGACACCCUGGCCCAUGAGAAGCAGCUGGCGCAGCGCACACACAAGGAGCUGGAGACGAAACACUCGGAAAUCAACGAGCUGAAGAGCAUCAAAGAGCUGCAGAGCCGACGCGUCGAUCAAAUGGAAAUGCAGCUGAUGGACCUGAAGGAGCAGGUGGAUGCUUCACUGGGCGCUGAGUCCAUGGUCACGCAGCUGGCCACGCUCAAGCUGGAGCUGGAGGAGCGUGUGAAGCUGCUGGAAGAUGAGGUCUCCGAGCUGGAGGCGCUGGAACAAAUACAGGAGCAGCUCAUAGAGAGCAACCAGGAGCUGGAAUCGGAUCUGCGGGACGAAAUUGACAAGCUCAACGGCCAGGUGAAGUCGCUGGAGCAGCAGAAGAACGCCGCUGUGGAAAGCCUCUAUGAUCGUGAUGUGACCAUAUUGAAGUUUAGAGAUCUGGUGCGUCAGCUCCAGGAGCAGCUGCAGCUGAAAUCAGACGGCGGCAAUCUCUCCAUCGAGGACUUCAGCAGCGCCAAUGAAUCGCAGCAGGAGGAGACCUCCCAGCAGAGCCUGGCCGACUACCAGCACAUCUUCAGCGUGAGCAAGGCCUAUGGACGGGCAUUGGAGCAGCAGCUCAAGGCUGUCGAGCUGCGACUCGAGCGCCAGCAUCUGGAGCACGUGCUGGCCUUUGUGCCCGAACAGUUUCUCCUGCGCGGCGGUGAGCACGACGUGGUGCUGGUCAUGCUGCUGCUGGAGCGCAUGAACGACAAGCUGGAAAUCGUUUGCCAGGCCAUCAAUGAGAAGUUUCCGAAUGCCUGCGAGUUCGGUCGCGAUGCCAUCUUUGAGGGCUACUCCGUGCAGCGUUACAUCUUCCGGGCGCAGUGCAUCUACUUGCUGAAGAGCCUGCAGCUCGUGCUGCAGCAGUUCCGCUACGGGCUCAACCACUGCGACUACGAGCUGUGCACGCACGCGGCCAUCUAUCGCAUGGAUCUGGAGGCGCAGGAGCAGCAGCUGGAUGAGUUUGUGCGGCUGCUGAAGACGGGUCAGCUGGACGAGCAUACGAAUUGUGAGCCCAUACGCCGAGUGCUGCACUACAUCAAUGGGCUGCACCAGAAUCUGAUGCCGCCGCAGACGCUGGUGGAUCUGCUGGACGAGCAGCAGCUGUAUGGCGCCCUGAUUGAGGUGUACGAGGCGGGCAUGGAUUCGGUGAAUGCGAAUGCGGGCAUGCUGCACACCAUUAUACAGCUGGGCGAUGAGCAGACCGCCUCCUUCCACUGCAUGCAGCUGCUCAUGGAGCACAGCUGCGCGGCCAAGCAGAAGCUGAAGAAGCUGCAGCGCAAGCUGAGCUCCAAUAAGACCGCCGCCGCCUGGACGGGCAUGCAGUGUGCCCGGUACCAGCGCAUACUGGAGGCCAACGAGGCCCUGGGCGCGCUCAUCAGCAUGCUGGGCGUGUCCGCUCGAGAGGCGACCAAGGAGUCCAAUGGGGGCAUAGCGCACGAGAAGCUCUGGCGCAUAUUGAGCCUGAACUACAGCAAAUAUGCACCUGCGCAGGAGACGGAGCAGCGGGAACUGGACGCGUACAGCCAGCGAUGCAUGCAGCUGCUGGAGGAGCAGCUCGAGGAGCUCUGCGCCCUGCUGGAGCCCCGCGAUGUGAACACUGAGUAUGUGCGCCACUCCAGCUCCAAUACGCUGCAGCAGCGCGCCGCCCAAAUUAGGCGGCACUACGAGGACGUCAAGAGCCUGGAGCUGUCUGUGGCCGAGCGGGACAAGGAGCUGAAGGCACUGAAGUACUCGGCCAAGCUGAAGCAACAGGAUUACUCGGAGCUGCAGGUGCGCAAGGAGAUGGCCGAGAAGCAGGUGCAUCGCUUUAGCCACGACUAUUGUCAGACGCUCACCCAGAUGGCCGAGGGCCUGGAGCAGCUGGAGCAGGCCAUGCUCUCCAAGGAGGCGGCCAUGCAGCACGCCCUGAACACACUCAACGACAAGCUGACCGCCCUGGAGCUGGCCCAGCAGUAUUGCCAGCAGCAGCAGCAGGUGGACAGCGCCUGUGUGAGCAGCUCGACGCGCAUUUGCAACCGGGAGCUGAACAUGAUGCAUCAAGCGCUGCGCCAGGAGCGCGCCCUGCGUGUCCAGCUGCAGGACAAUGCGCUCUGCAGGAGCUUUGCUGCCCUGGAGCCGUUGCAUGUGCCGCAGCUGGAGCAGAACGGCGAGCUGGCCCGCCUGGAGGCACAGCUGCGCCGCUUGAAGAACCAGUGGCUGCUCGCCCACCUCGACCUGGGCCCCGCUGGCCACGAGCGUCGCUCCCAAAUCAAGCUCCAGGCCAGUCGACUGCUGCGACAUAUCUUCCAAGCCUAUUGCACACAGAAUCCACAUCGAGCGGCGCCCACGGAUUUUGGCUUAUUCAUCAGCGACGAUCUGAGGCGCGUCCUAUAGGCCAACUUAUAUAUAUACACAUACUUAUAGUAUUAGACUUCAAUUGUAUUACGGCGAAAAUAAUAGUACAUUAUUGUGAUUUGCUGCUUAAACCUAUUAACAGUUAUAGAGUUCGUUUUGUUUGUUAAUCGAAAGCUAAUUAAAUUUGCAGUAUAUAGCGAAAAUAUUGAACAAUUAACAAUCGAGUUUUGUUGCUCUCGAGAAGAAAUAAAAUCUCAAAUAUAA